Xiphias gladius (swordfish) is the source of this 2114-nucleotide messenger RNA. It is a transcript of the gene necab3, whose product is annotated as N-terminal EF-hand calcium binding protein 3. The transcript is spliced from 13 exons. NCBI's taxonomy places the organism in Eukaryota, Metazoa, Chordata, Actinopteri, Istiophoriformes, Xiphiidae. Gene Ontology annotation, cellular component: endoplasmic reticulum; cytoplasm; Golgi cis cisterna. Gene Ontology annotation, biological process: regulation of amyloid precursor protein biosynthetic process. The annotation marks the transcript as partial. The record is from RefSeq and is a predicted model, not a curated record. Gene Ontology annotation, molecular function: calcium ion binding.
ACACUGCAGCAGAGGCUACCCAUCAGCAGAAUUUUCCGCCGAGCAGACAAAAACGACGAUGGCAAGCUGUCAUUUGAAGAGUUCAAUGCUUACUUUGCGGAUGGGAUCCUGACUACUGAGGAGCUGCAGGAGCUUUUCUACUCCAUAGAUGGCCGACAAAAUAAUAAUCUGGACACUGACAAGCUAUCAGAUUAUUUUUCUCAGCACCUGGGGGAGUAUCUCAAUGUCCUUUCAGCUCUGGAGAGCCUGAAUGUUGCCAUUUUAAAGGCAAUGGAUAAAACUAAAGAGGAGUACCAGGGUUCCAGUGUGUUGGGCCAGUUUGUCACCAGGUUCAUGCUAAGAGAGACAUCCAGUCAGCUGUUGUCUCUACAGAGGUCACUGCAGUGUGCCAUGGAGGCUGUGGAAGAGCAGAGCAGCCCUGCCCCGAGAGAGGUAAAGGCGCCCGAGCUGACAGCAGUACAGAGGAAUGGCAGGCGGUGUGGUCGGAGGGUCCAUAAUAACCUGUGCAUGUCCCCAUCAGAUCCCUGUUCUGGCAUCCUGACCACAGGGGUGAGCAUGGAAGAUGGAGAGAACUGGUGCUCCCAAAUUAACAGGCUGCAGCAACUUCUGGAUAAACUGGAGUGUCAGAGUCCCAAGUUGGAGCCACUGAAAGAGGACACGCUGGCCAGCACGUACAAGUCUAACAUCCUGCUGGUUCAGAGGCAGAUGUCGGUGGCCGACGAAGAUCUGGACAACUUCCAGAAAGUUCUGACAAGCUACACUGAUGCCACAUCAGCCCACACUGACAACCUGCAUGUGUCCGUUCAGAAGCUCCCGGGAAAGUCGUGUUACAUAAUGUAUGAGUUCUGGCAAGACCGCAUCUCCUGGAUGAGCUACCUGCAGUCCAACAACAGUAAAGAUUUCCAGCGCUGCAUCAUUGACAUGUUGGAGGAUGCUGAAGUAGUAUCCACUAUGUUGCUCCCAGCUUCCUGGUGGAUUAUGACUAACAACUAACAACUGAAUCCAGAAUGCCACAUCUACUGCCUACACUGUCACAUGGACAAAGACGCACUGGUGCAGCAAGCGACCCACCCACCCGCAGGCACACACGCAGACACACACAUACACACACACACACACAUAAAAUAAGAUAAAAGUACGCACACACGCGCGCACACACACAGAAGAAUUCAAAAGGCAUCCGUGUGUUUGAAAGCAUCAGAAGACAGAGACAAUGGCGUCACCCGGCAUUCUCCAAUGGCAUCUUUUAAUGUUCGUCUGUCCUCGACUGCUCAUUAUUGUGCUGCUUAUAUCAAAAGGAAUAGUCGACAGCCUAUAGCAAAUCUAUAGACUUGAAAGUGGCUGGUUCUCUGCGAUGAAAAAGCCAGUUUUUUGUUUGUUUUUUUAAUUUAUAUUUUUACUCAUAACCCUCACUUGUGCUAUGGCCCCUUUUCUCUCGCAGUGUUUGUCUGAUAUUAUUCCAGUGGAGAACAACCAAAAAGACACCGGCAUAGGCUACUAGAGCUCGCAAAAAACUGGAAAGAAAAUUGGGAGGCCAGUAGUGUUUUGGGCUUUUGAGGAAUUGUUUACGGAUGAAUACAAUAAAAUUGGAUGAAAAAGCAGAGAGGAUGAGGCGAUGAAGAGUUACUGCAGCCUAAACGUGCAUGCUGAUGACUAGCAUGGCAAACUUAGUUCCUUUAUAUCCUGGCUGUGUAUGUUAUAUGGUAUUGUAACGCUGCUUUUCUUUCUUUUAGCUACCUUAGUGUCAUGUGCACAGGAUGCCAAAAAAAGCUAUUCGAAAAGCUACAUCUGCCCUGAUAUCUAUCUACAGUAUAACUAGAUAUAGUGGUCAGUUAUUUCCAGUUAUUAUCUCUCCUCAUUCUUCAGUCUGAGACACGUUCUUUGUCUCAAAUGUAAAAGUAUCUCUAAAAAUGUGCGUGUCUAAGGGAAGUAACACUUUGUGAGGAGAUUUAAUUGUAUCUCUACGUUAUAAAGAGCAAAUAUAUUUAAUGUAUCAUGUAUUUAUUUUGAUCAUGGCAGAGCUCAUUCCAUCUGUACAUAUGGAACUCAGAUAUAUUCAUAUUUCUGUAGUGCUUUGGUUUGGUAUUGAACACCAAUAAUUGUAAACAAACUGA